Molecule: messenger RNA, 1098 nt
Organism: Soboliphyme baturini
Lineage: Eukaryota; Metazoa; Nematoda; Enoplea; Dioctophymatida; Soboliphymatidae
Source: the annotation of a GenBank genome assembly
CUGACUAACUGGUUCUUUCAGGAAAGACAAUACCAGCUGCAGACUUUUAAGAGCGUGCAGAAGAAACCCCUAAUCGACUACUUCCUGCUCCGAAAGAGCGAAAUUAAGAAGGUCAGAGAUUGCAUGGUUAUCCCCGGGAAGCUGUCACAAGCCGGUAUCAACCAGUGGAGUGAUUUUGAAGUACUUCAUUACGAACGCGAUAUGCCUCUUGACUUGCUUUGGAACGAUUCCCUUAAAAUUAGUGAAUUGGAAGAAGAAGACUUAGAAGAAUUGCAGAAGUUUUCACAUUUUAAGUUGGUACCCCUUGAAACGAUGGAACGAUUCCAAGUCAAAGUAUCAAAGGAUUUAAAGAGCCUGAUUUUUCCGUUGUACGGAGGGAACAAAAACGAGCCGACCGGUGCCAAAGUUGUGACUGCUGACGCGGACAACUCAUUUACGACUGCAACUGUACAGAGGGAUGAUGGACUGUUUGGUUACAAUCUUGUUGAAGAAGCCGCCAACGUUGUUGCUGUAUUUUCUUCAGAGCUUGAUGCAAUGAUGUGUUACUGUAGAACCGGUUACUGUUCAGUUAGUGUUCCUGAUGAACUGGAGCUGAAAAAUUCUACGGUACUUCCGGAAUUGAAAAAUUUUGAUACAUUGUAUAUUUGGUUUCCUGCUGACGAAAUCGAGAGAGCAAAGACGAUUGGCCAUAUGAUUGGAGUGGAUAAAUGCUAUUUUGUCAGAGAUUUGGAUACCUAUCGACUCACUUUGUCAGAGUUGGUUCAACGACGAAAGAAACAGUACACUAACGUCGAGAAGAUUCUGCUCAAUGCGGUGCGAAUGUUGCAUUCCUCCAUUUGUAGCAUACAGUCCGAGAGCGACGUUGUUGCAAACUUCAUCUACAAGCACGGUGUCUUGAAAGGCAUUGCGCAAUGGAAACGUUUGUCCGUACUGAAUGAUUACCUGGGCGGUCUGCGCUUGGGCGAACUGACGCUGCUUAGCGGGCCAACUGGCUGCGGCAAGACUACCUUCCUCAGUCAGUAUUCACUUGAUCUGUGUGAACAAACCGAAGCCCAGAAAGAGUAUUUGCAGAAUGGUGUUCGGUUCGUUUUAAUUUAA